Musa acuminata AAA Group (dessert banana) is the source of this 2208-nucleotide messenger RNA. RefSeq names its product probable polygalacturonase. The transcript is spliced from 6 exons. The record is from RefSeq and is a predicted model, not a curated record. NCBI's taxonomy places the organism in Eukaryota, Viridiplantae, Streptophyta, Magnoliopsida, Zingiberales, Musaceae. The coding region runs from base 511 to 1866 and encodes 451 amino acids. Gene Ontology annotation, biological process: carbohydrate metabolic process. Gene Ontology annotation, molecular function: polygalacturonase activity.
GUGGACUAGUGACUAUUGCUCGGUGUGGCAUACGGCCGUGUCCCCCCUCCCCGGCUGGUUUUCCCUCUGUCUAUUUCGCCCCUUUUUUUCUUCCUUCAAUUUCUUUCAUGUUUUCCUGCUUCGCUAAAAUUGUACCUUCCUUUUCCCCCCUUGAGACGUAUUUGUCCGAGCAUCCAAGGAAAGGUUAAGAAGGUAAUGCGAGCACGCCGACCCCCAGGCAUACCCGCUCGUCCGCGUCGGCCUUCGUCUCGGAGGGCUUUUUGGGGGCUCGGAGUUCUCGGGUGGAUGUAGGAAUAAUUGUGUUACUAUUAUUGUUUUUUUCCUAGUAUAAACAGGACAGCGUCUGGUUUUUGUGCUUCUCCUCUUCCUCCUCGUUUCCUCCUCUCCUCUCUCUUCUUCCGCGGUCGUUCUCCUGCCUCUUUCUCCUCCUGCUACGUCUUGUAUUCCCCAGUCCUAUUCGCCUGGGAAUUCCCUGCUCCGCUUUUCGUCGCCCCUUCUUCCGAGGGGCUCAUGAAGAGGCUAGUCGUCGUGCUUUUACUUUUAGCGGUUGCAGUUGCUGUCGAAGUCGAGGAAAGGGGUGAUGGGUAUUGUAAACUCAAGAAUGGCUUGACACCAAGACCACACAGUGUCACCAUUACAGAGUUUGGGGCUGUGGGGGAUGGAGUCACCUUGAAUACAGUUGCCUUUCAAAAUGCUGUUUUCUAUGUGCGGUCGUUCGCCGACAAGGGUGGUGCUCAGCUGUAUGUUCCUAAGGGGAGAUGGCUGACAGGAAGUUUCAAUCUUACCAGUCAUCUCACUUUGUUCCUGGAUGAAGAUGCAGUUAUAAUUGGCAGUCAGGAUGCAUCUCAAUGGCCUACUGUCGAGCCUUUGCCCUCUUAUGGUCAAGGGAUAGACCUUCCGGGUGAAAGGCAUCGCAGCUUGAUAAACGGAUACAACUUGACGGAUGUAGUGAUAACAGGAAAUAAUGGGAUUAUUGACGGGCAGGGAUCUGUCUGGUGGGAGUGGUUUCGUACCCACACCUUGAACUACAGCCGUCCUCAUCUUCUUGAGUUUGUGAGUUCUUGUGACAUUGUGAUUUCAAAUUUAACUUUCUUGAAUCCCCCAGCAUGGAGUAUCCAUCCAGUCUAUUCCAGCAAUGUAACUGUCCAGAAUAUAGUUAUUCAGGCUUCAUCUGAUUCCCCAUAUACAAAUGGUGUAGUACCAGAUUCAUGCUCAAGUUUCUGCAUCGAAGAUUGCAGCAUCAGUGUUGGACAUGAUGCCAUUGCUGUCAAGAGUGGUUGGGACAACUAUGGUAUCUCUUUCGGCAGGCCUUCCUCAAAUAUUCAGAUCAAUAAUGUCCAUCUGCAGACAUCUCUUGGUUCGGCACUUGCUUUUGGCAGUGAGAUGUCCGGUGGUAUCUCAGAUAUACAUGUUAAGCACCUUCAUGUCCAUGAUUCUUUCACUGGCAUAAUAUUCAAGACCACUCGGGGACGAGGCGGCUUCAUUAAGGAUAUCGUCAUUUCAGAUGUGGAAAUGGAAAAUGUUCAUGAAGCAUUUCGUUUCACGGGUCAAUGUGGGGCACAUCCUGAUGACCAAUAUGAUCCGGAUGCUCUGCCGACAAUCAAGCAGGUGACCAUAAAAAAUGUGAUUGGAACCAACAUCUCCCGUGCUGGAGUCCUCUCAGGAAUUGAUCAAGAUCCCUUCACUGCCAUCUGUCUUGCCAACAUCAGUUUGUCUAUCACCUCAGACCUCUCUAAUUCUUGGACUUGUUCCAAUGUCUCUGGAUUCUCGGAAUCAGUCUUUCCCCAACCAUGCUCUGAUCUGAGCUUGAAUUCCUCUCUCUUCUGCUUCUCCCUUGAGAACUUCAGUGGUCUCGCGCAAGUCUAGCAAAAUCUUUUUGCAUGUGAUUAUCAUUCAUUUAUUCCCCUCUGUACAAUCGAGAAUCCUGAGCUCACCAAUAUCCUUGCCAAAUUCUUUCCAAUAAAUCCCCACAAAAGUAUCUUUUCCUCCAUGAUCGAAUCAUUGCAUACUUCUUUCCUCAGUUGUAUUGCACCACCCCCGAUCGAGAAGAAAAUCUGCAUCAGCGAUGACAAUGUGUUUGCUUGUACAGCUAGAUUUCUUCAUUCAAAGCCUGUAAGAAAAAUUUUUGCUAGUUGUCGAAGUUCAAAUGUUUGAUUGAUACUGUAAUAUGUCAUUACUCUAUUUAAUCACGAUUACUAGUUUGUAUUC